AUGUAUGAGCUGAAACAUAAGGAUGAGGAGAGUACAGGGAUGGGAGGAGAAUGUUCCAAAGCAAAGACGGCAGCACAUGCAAAGAUCCUGGGGAAAAUAAGAGUAGGCUAUUUUUAUAAUGGGACCCAAAUUAGUCAUGUCUUCCAUGGUCAAGAUAAUAGAUUUCUGGAAAAUCAUUGCAUGAAGAAAAACACUGAUAGAGAUCCAAGGAAGCAAUUGACCCAGAAGAAUAUGAAUGGACCCAGCCAGAAUCCAGACAAUGGAUUACUGGUCACCCACGUUAACCAGACCCAGGACUUACUGAAGCUGCAGGAAAGCAAGGAUCAGUCUUCAGUUUUGGAAGAAUCUGAAGACUGGCUUUCAACUCACAGUUUAAAGUUUGAGAAACUCACCCUGGCUGACCUGAUCAGUCAGGGCACAGCCAUGCUGGAAGAGAGCUGCAAUGUCACCCAAAAAGUGCGCUUCUGCACUCACACCAUCCACCGUUUUGAAUCAAAGCUUUCUGAAGUUAUUGAACGCUACCAGCAGAGAAUCCAGUGGCUCACAGAAAACAGCAAGAAGGUGUUUGGCUCCAUCAAGGGGGCCAGGGUGGGCAUCCUCCUUGAUGCAUCAGCAUUUGGCAGUGGCCCUCGGAAGGAAGAAUUCCAGAAUGACUUCAUGAGCCUCAUCGAUGAGCAGCUGAGCCUCAAAGAGAAGCUGUAUGUCCUGUCCUUUGGCACCACCAUCAAUCCCCUCUGGCCAGACCCCGUGGAAGUCAGCACCUUCACCCUCCAGGAACUCAAGCUCUGGGUAAAGGAACAGCAGCCUGAGGGAGGCAGCAAUUUACUACAAGCCCUGAAGAAAAUCUUCACACUGAAGGGGCUGGAUUCUCUGGUGAUUAUAAUGGGAAGCUGCCCAGACCAGCCUUCUGAAAUCCUGUCUGACUACAUCCAACAAUCCUCCAUGGGAAGGGACCUCAUCACCCAAGUCAUCACCUACAGAUGCGAUGAUCAGGUCCCCUCUGCUAUCCUGAAGAACCUUGCAGAAGCACUCAGGGGCUACUACCACUGCUACAGCCCAGAGACAGAGCUCUAUACCAGUAGAGACAUGGAUGAGCUCCAGGCAGAAAUCCAGAAGGCCCAGAGCCUCCUGGGCUACAUGCAAGCCCUGCACCAGAGCAACCCUUGUGAGGAACAGGCCUGUGCCGUGAAGGAGAUUUCCCCAGAGCUGGAAAAAGAACCGUUCACAAGUCUUUUGCCUAAACGUACAAGACAUGAUGCUCCUCUCUCAAUUGAGUUCCCAAACUUGGACAAGACUUCUGCAGAGUGGCUAAAAAUCAAUGGCCUAAAAGCCAAGAAAUUAAGUCUUUAUCAGGUUCUGGCACCCAACGCAUUCUCUCCUGUGGAAGGAUUUGUGCCCAUUCUGCAGAAAACAGUAUCAUCAACUAUCCACGAGAAAGCCAUGGUACAGUUUGAAUGGCAUGACGGGACAAUGAAGAAUGUCCACGUGGACCCACCCUUCCUCUACGAGUACCAGAAGCAGCUCAGCGGAGCCCUGCAGCUGUAUGAGAGGAGGAUCGAGUGGCUCUCCCUGGCCAGCAGAAGGAUCUGGGGCACCGUCUGUGAAAAAAGGGUGGUUAUACUGCUGGAUAUCUCUGUGACCAAUUCCAUGUACAUUAUUCAUAUCCAGCACUCCCUGCGGCUGCUGCUAGAGGAGCAAAUGUCCAACAAGGACUGCUUCAACCUCAUCGCGUUUGGGAGCACAAUCGAGAGUUGGAGGCCUGAGAUGGUUCCCCCGAGCCACACCAAUUUGCAAAGCGCCUGGUGGUGGGCCCUGGCCCUGAAGUGCCAAGGCAGCAGGAACGUCCUCAGCGCCCUGCGGAAGGCCGUGGAGGUGGACUUCAAGGACAAAGACAAACAGCAAUCGCAGGGCAUCUACCUCUUCACAGGGGGCAUCCCGGAUCAGGAUGUGUCCAUUCUCAGCGCCUACAUGGCCGAGGCCUGCGGAGGCUGCGACCUCCAGCUGAACGUGUGUCUCUUCUACGUGGGUGAGCCAAGGAUGGACACCACGCCCCCUGCCUGCUACGCCAGCCGCGGGGACACAGCGGCAGCCUACAAGGAGCUCACCCAGGCUGCGGGUGGUCGCUUCCACUGGUUUGGAGACACAGGUGUGUAUGAGAGUGAUGACAUCAGUGCCAUCACUGCUGAGAUACAAAAGGCCUUCAACUACUCCCAAAAGUGUGCCUUACUGGUGGCCUCUCUGAAAAGCCAUUCGGGUAAAGAACUGGAGAGUGCAGCCCUCCCCAAAGAAAAGCCAAAGAUGCUCAAGCAGAGAAGCCAACCCAAGCAAUUCAGUACUCCCGAGCCCGCAGCAGCCCCCUCGGUGGCCAGAAUGAACAUGAAAGAUAACCUGGAUAGAGAGAAGAUCUCCCCCUUAAAAGAGCUGAAAUGGCAUCCACACAGUGGCAGAGUGGGCAUCUCCCCAGCUCAGCCCAUGAAAAAAGAGACAGACUGGAGGAGGAAGCCCAAGUCCAGGGCAUCAGAGCCCACUCUCUCACUAUUCUAUACAGAGACAAGGAACAACGUGGGCUCGAUGUACAAGAAGUAUCCUCAAAGAAGGGCUAUGAAAACCAUCAACUCAUCUAUUGAGUUGCCCAGAAAGGAUACAGUUUGCUCGAGCCAAGAGUGGAUAGCAAAUUAUGGACUGAGAAAACUGAAGCUGGAGCUCUCCAGGUACAUGGGUCCCCACUGUACCCAACAGAAGUUCAUGCAGAGAUCAACAUCGGCCAAACACUGCAGUGUCCUCCCCAGCAUAGAGAUCAAUGGAGUGGUGAAGCACAUUCAGUGGACGCACAGAGAGAUGGAAGCAUACAUCUCAUGCUUAGAGAAGGUGAUGAGGUGCUACGUCCAGAGGCUGCAGUGGCUGCUGUCCGGAAGCCGCCGACUGUUUGGCACCAUCUUGGAGAGCAAAGUGUGUGUCCUGUUGGACACAUCGGGGUCCAUGGGCCCCUACCUGCAGCAGAUGAAGACAGAGCUGAUUCUCCUGAUUUGGGAGCAGCUGCGGAAGCACUGUGUCAGUUUCAACCUGCUCAGUUUUGCAGAGGGCCUACAGCCAUGGCAGGACACUCUGGUGGAGACCACAGAUGCUGCAUGUCACAAGGCUAUGCAGUGGGUGACCCACCUGCAAGCUCACGGGAGUACCUCGGUCUUGCAAGCAUUGAUGAAAGCAUUCAGUUUUCAAGAUGUGCAAGGAUUGUACCUCCUUACCGACGGGAAGCCAGACACAAGCUGCAAUUUUGUUCUGAAUGCUGUCUACAGACUCCAGAAGGAGAGAGACGUGAAGGUGCACACCAUUUCCUUGAACUGCACAGACAGAGCAGCGGUGGGGUUCCUGAGGAAGCUGGCUGCCCUCACUGGGGGACGCUAUCACUGCCCCGUUGGUGAGGACACCCUCUGUGGGAUCCGCGGCCUGCUCACCAGAGGCUUCGUAAAUGAAAAGGAUCCUACCUUGCCACCGUUUGAAGGCGAUGACUUAAGGAAACUGGCUCAGGAAGUCACCAAGGCCAGAGGUUUUCUCAAGCAAGCUCAGGCCCUCAGAUCCCAAUUCCAGAAGAAAAGCAAUAUGGAACCGGAGAUCACUCUUUGUUAGAGAAGGAGUCUCAGCUAUAAGGCUGUCGCUCCCUGGGAAGCCCUGCAUCGAGCCCCCUGCCUGAGAUGACCUUCUCGCCACCCUCUGCCUGCUCAUCCAUCAAGGCAUAGGUCAGAUGACAUCAGCUCCACUGUGGAGGUAUCCCUGGGACCCAUCUAGAGCUGGGAACCUCCAGGCAGAGUUGGAAGCUCCCAGCCACCCUCUGGUAGCAUCCUGGCCAAUGCUGCCUCUUGCUGCACUUAGCACUUCAUGUUGAGGUUCUUUGCUCCAUUAUCUAACUCUUCUCCUCGACUGAGGCUCCCUCAGGAUGAGGCUGGUGUGCUAACCAUCUGUGGGUCCCCAAGCCUGCUACAUGGCAGAGGCAUGGUAAACAGUGAGUAUCCAGCUGAGUGUGGGAGUCCAGUGCUGGAAACCAGCCAGAUGGGCCUGCUUCUCCCAGCGUCUCUGGUGCUUCCCCAAACUCUGGUCACAGGCUGAUGCAGAUUCACUGUUAGUCCAUUUGGGGGGAAGAAGAAACAGUGAGCCUCGGCGAUGUCAUCCCACUCAACCAAACUGACCUGAAGGCUGUUGUGGAACCCAGGCCAGAUCCAAUGCUCUGCUCAAGCUUGAGAAAAUCAGGCUGCGUCUUCUGAGCCCAGCCCCACUCUACACAUAUGAAAUAACUGUCUCAUGUAUUAUUGUCAUCUGGGGUCAUUUUCUAAAAUUAAAAACUUGCUUCUAUUUCA
Molecule: messenger RNA, 4352 nt
Organism: Marmota flaviventris (yellow-bellied marmot)
Lineage: Eukaryota; Metazoa; Chordata; Mammalia; Rodentia; Sciuridae
Source: RefSeq, a predicted model, not a curated record